Laccaria bicolor S238N-H82 is the source of this 1791-nucleotide messenger RNA. RefSeq lists its product as uncharacterized. Gene Ontology annotation, molecular function: ATP binding; protein kinase activity. Bases 1 to 1791 code for a protein of 596 amino acids. The transcript has 8 exons. NCBI's taxonomy places the organism in Eukaryota, Fungi, Basidiomycota, Agaricomycetes, Agaricales, Hydnangiaceae. Gene Ontology annotation, biological process: protein phosphorylation. The record is from RefSeq and is a predicted model, not a curated record.
AUGGCGGGAGCGAGGAGACCCACCCUAGGAUUCCCCGGCACACCGAUUGCAGACUGCACAGAAAAUCCCCAGAAAGGAGGCCGAUCGGGGGAACACCUUGUGGAAGGCGCACUCGUCACUGAGUGCGAUCACCUUGAUAGCGGAAGGCGCUCAAGGUAUAGGAGUCCGAUUACAGGUUGCAUUCAACAAUCCACGGCCAUCAUCAUGUCCAACCUACAUAAUUUCCUGGUGGAACAUGCGAUGUUCUCAUCCCCUCAACCUAAUGAAGACUCAUCUACCGACAUCACAGACAUAUCUCUAGUUGAAGUCCCGUUGCUCGAGAGGGAAUGGAAAGCCAAGCAUGCUGUGCGAGACAAUACCCUUGUUCAGAAACUUUGCAGCACUCUCGAGAACGUCCUUGGAGAUACCCUCUUAUCAGCGGAUGCCGAAAAUCAACUCCUAUCACGGUUUUCACCUCGGAUACAGCUUGGUGCGUUUGGUCGAGAAGACUCUAACUGGAUACGGAAUCCAAGUGAAAGGCAUAGUCAGACACUGUUGUCCAUAGGUGUACUUGACACUUUAGGGGACUGCUUGUGGUUAUACGGUAGACACAACCUGGCAAAAACAGAAAAAGUUGCGGACAGAGGGAGCUCCAGGAUUGACUAUGGUUUAGAAGUGGAUGGCGAAGACGGGAGUCUCCUCGAGAAUGGUAUCGAGCUGUCGUGGGCUCCCGGUCAAACUUUGGCACCGAAGAUGCUUACAAAGGCUGCAUUGACUCUGGGUCUAAGACGGAUGGAGUGGCUCUUUAUUACAUGUCAUAAUUACUGGAUCGUAUGCCGCCUUGUGAGGGACAAUCACCACCCCUUCCUUGCCUACUCGCCAAUGAUCAACAUCGAUGACUCUUCAGUGCCUUUUCGAGCACUCUUUGGUGCCAUGUUGUCCGUUGUCAAGAAUGUUCCUGUCGAGCCUACCGAAUUCAAUCCCAAUAUGGAACUCGAUACUCUCAAAGAACAAGACGAGGGUCCUUCACCUGAAGAUUACAUCGAUGAUCGCUCACCGCAUUCAGGUAGUUUAAUAGCGAACGAUCCUCCGAAUACCCGUAACUGUCACCACACUGGCCAGAGGAAGGCUGAGUCCCGGCUAAUGAUCACUUCAUCCUCCCAAAAUUCGCCUGAAUCCUCCCAAAUCUGGAUACAUCUCCACCCCUUCUCAAACAAUAUUCUCGCCCUUCCGCUGUGCGCCAAUAAUGGGAAUCGGCGCUUGUGGUUGACCCGGUUUGUGGGGUCGGGGUCAACUGGCAAUGCCUGGCAAUGUUGCUUUGAUGGCAGCGUUGACUUUCUCGUCGUCAAGAUUGUCGAGGUGCUACGACGUGCUGACGCAGACAAGCGACAACGGCUCCAUGAUGAGUUCAACAUCUACCUUACCUUGGAGCAGGCAUACCAAUCUCGUCAAUCACGUAAUCGUGUCGCUCCCCAAUGCUAUGGUGCAUUCGAAGGGAAUGGCGUGGCCGUUCUCAUUCUCGAUUUAUGUGAUGGCGUUCUGAAUGAGUGGGAAGAGCUUAACGACUCUGAGCGAUCUCAAGUGUUUAAGUUGGCACGGGACCUUCAUUGUAUUGGGAUAAUUCAUGGAGACCUCGAGCCCCGGAAUAUUGCGCGUACUCGCGAAGGAGGGUUCUGCCUCAUUGACUUUUCGGAGAGCAGAAGGCACACUUGCAAGGGGAGCAAGAGGUGUGUUGAACUACAAAUAUUGCGAAAGCAGUUGUGGAAACGACAGCCUAGUGUUGCCCCAAUGGAUGGACAUAUCCGGCCUUAA